CCUCUCCGUACCAACCGUCUCAUCAUGUGUCCCACGGUCCUCUUCGUCGCCAUCCUCGCUCUCAUCAUCGCACCCCAGCCCACUGCGAGCUCCUCAGGCUACCGACAUGUACCCCACCUUAACGGAAACAACAUAACGCCCCGCUUUGCCGAAUACCAGGCGCCAGGCUGUGUCGACCUUUUUGGAAACCCUAAGGAGGACUACAAAGACUACUCCCCGAUGGUUCGGAAAUGCUACAACAUCGACAUUCGCACGGUAUCGAUUUAUCACGAGAGAGGGUAUAUGAGUGACAUGUGGUUGUACCCGGAAUAUGGUUGCAAAGGACCAAGCCAUCGCGAGACCGAUUGGAGCUGUUGCCAGCCGGUUGAGAGGGGGUGGAAGCCGUAUCAUGUGCGGAGUUUCAGAAUGGGUUGAGCUCCAACAUAUCCUCUGGUUGGGAGUUUGGCGUGGCAGGAAUUGAAGGAUUAAUAACACUGAAGCAGAAAGGAGGAGUUUGUAUCAGCGUGGCUUGCGGGGUCUUUAUUUUGGAAAGGAAAACUCGUCAGGCUGAGUUUUCAAUUCUUCACCCUGUGUUCCCCUUUUGCGUUAAUGCGGAGGAUAACGUUCGCCUGUUGUAUAGUAUAUUAGUCGUUUAAUAAAGCUGUUUCUUUU
Molecule: messenger RNA, 651 nt
Organism: Hyaloscypha bicolor E
Lineage: Eukaryota; Fungi; Ascomycota; Leotiomycetes; Helotiales; Hyaloscyphaceae
Exons: 3
Coding region: 25-414 (129 amino acids)
Source: RefSeq, a predicted model, not a curated record